Cylindrotheca closterium is the source of this 2310-nucleotide messenger RNA. Lineage: Eukaryota; Bacillariophyta; Bacillariophyceae; Bacillariales; Bacillariaceae. The record is from the annotation of a GenBank genome assembly.
AUGCUCACUCAACACCCUGACGCGUCUCAACUCCAACAACAGCGCUUGCAUUUGGUUGACAGGACCAUGCAAAGACUGGCUCUGAGUCUUUUAUCCUUCUCUCGUCUAAUUCCUUCUCUCACUUGCCUCACUGUCAUUCAAUAUCACACUCCUACACGACCUGUGCAUUUAUCAUCGUUUGCCACCAAGUUGACGUCUCACAACAGCCUCUUCGAUAUGACAAGCACAGAUUCCAUCGGCGGUUUUCGUUCCACCAGUGAUACUACUGCUGAUAAUGAUGCUCAAAUGGAAGAAACUCUUUUUGGUUUGUUCGGUUGUGUCGCGGACAAACCAGACAUUCAGAACGCGUUGAAUGUCUUGCAAUCGGUCCUUGCUGCUCCUGCUGCAGCUGUCUCUACCGAUGAUACUGAAAUGGAAGUGGAACAAAACUCUACUGCGGAACCCAAUCAAAAUGCAGAGCGACGCUUUGCCCAACACGCCAUUUUGGUGGCCGAAUCCAUGUGUGACAUUGUCAAUGAUAUGAAUCUGCACAAGAAGGAACGAUGGCAAGCCUUGCAGAAACGCGCUGAAUUUUUGCAAAGUGAUGUCUCGGAAGCUAAUGCACUUGCCGUUUCCAUGGUCUUUGGAGCGCUCUCCUUAUUUCCACCCGAAACUGCUACUACUGCAGGUAGCAACAGCAACAACAACAAAAAGAGCAAGAACAAGAACAACCAAAACGACGAAGCCCAAAGUGGCCCAAAGGCAGCUGCUUCCGCCAUGUCUUCCACUACCUCCCGCAACAAAAACUUUCGACACAAGGGACGAAUUAUCGCCAACAAUGUUUUAAAAUCAUUCUUGGUACACUCGAGCUGUAGCGAUACCAUCAAUCUUACUAUUUUGACACACUUUGCCAAGGCCUUUAAGAUCAACCACGAACAAGAUCCUCAGUAUUCCGAGUUGGCGGCCAAUGCCAUUCGAUACUCCUUGCGGCAUGAUUUAGUAGAGGACGGUAGCACAGCCACUACCAUUCUUGUCGAUCCAGCCAAUGAUGCUUCCGAGGAUGUGAAAAAACAACGAGUCUCUUCCGCGCUGGCGUUGGCCUGCCAAAUGGGACCUUGGCCCAUGUUGUCACCUGUUCCACUCAUUGAUAUUGCCAUUGAACUGGAUUAUUGGCAUACAGCCGAACAAGUCUGUAUCAGUGCCUACAAGGCGGCCUCUUCCAAUGUACAAGUGCCCAUUGCAGGAGCCAUUCAAUACAACCAACAAGAGCGAUUGGAGGAAGUCCUAAAAGCCACGGAAGCCUUGAUUGAGACUGCCAUGGAUGCACGGCUGUUUCGAUUGGCCGACAACAUGGCCACCAAGUUGUACGAACAAGGAGGACGAUCGAAAUAUGUAGAAGCAAGACUCUAUCAUGCCUUUGAUACCAUUACCAAGGUCGUCUACAAGCGACAAUUGCCCAUUAUUGAACGCCAGGUGGAUCGAGUGGACAAGGCGGUUGAGAAAUUAAAGAGUGACAUGGCCAAAGAGAGCAAUGACGAGCAAGUAGUACUCGAUGAACAGCAAGUACUGUUGUUGUCAGAUGAAACAGAUUCUGCUCGCAAGCAAAUCAGAAGGUUUGCCUUGAACAAACUUACCGAGGCAGGUGAAGGCGUCGCUGCACAUCGAUUGGCAUCGCUAUGGUCCAUGGAUUAUGUCUACGAUGAAGAAGCUAUACUAGUUGCUGCUGCCGAACGACGGAAACGAUAUCUACAAUGGGACGAGUGUUUGGCUGGAGCAGGAAUUCCCAACCUCUUGUCGGAACCACAAGAGUUACGGACAGCCUUUGAUCGGAUUCGGAACGAUGCUGUCUUUGGGAUUGAUGCCGAGUGGGACGAGGAAACGAUUGGGGCUGGACUCUUUCAAUUUUCUGGUCGCAAUGAAGUGCUCUUGAUUGACAUUCCUGCCUUGUCAUCGACCGAAGAAGGAGUCAAGGCUUUAUCCGAGACGGUAGGUGCUUUGAUGAAUUCCUCGGAGGCAACGGUCGUGGGUUUUUCUCCACGACAAGAUUUGUCACGGCUUCGAGUCAGCAAAUGUGUUUCCACUAAUCAUUGGCUUUCGGGGACUAGAGCCGUGGUAGAUGCUCAGCGAAUAGCUGGAGAAAAGGAGCCCAAGCUUCGCAAAUUGGGCCUGGCUCGAGUCUCCCAGCACUACCUCGGGAAACCAUUGGACAAGGCAGAACAGUGCAGCAUGUGGUCCUCUCGUCCACUUUCGGAGAGUCAACGGAUAUAUGCUGCCCUCGAUGCGUGGACGUGCGUUGCAAUUUAUGAGAAAAUCUAUCCAAAGCGCCAAUAA